Leopardus geoffroyi (Geoffroy's cat) is the source of this 5823-nucleotide messenger RNA. RefSeq names its product phosphodiesterase 3B (gene PDE3B). Gene Ontology annotation, biological process: signal transduction. The transcript is spliced from 16 exons. Gene Ontology annotation, cellular component: membrane. The coding region runs from base 108 to 3476 and encodes 1122 amino acids. The record is from RefSeq and is a predicted model, not a curated record. Lineage: Eukaryota; Metazoa; Chordata; Mammalia; Carnivora; Felidae. Gene Ontology annotation, molecular function: protein kinase B binding; 3',5'-cyclic-AMP phosphodiesterase activity.
CCGGGGGGGCGCCCGGAGCGCGGGGCCGGGGGUGCUGAGGGAGCGCGAGCGGCCGCCGCGGUCCGAGAGGGGCGUGCCGAGCCCCGCGGCCAGCCCGGGUCCCGGCCAUGAGGAGGGACGAGCGAGACGCCAAAGCCAUGCGGUGCCCGCAGGCGCCGGACGGGGCCGGCCCGCCCCCCGAGAGUCUGAGGAACGGCUACGUGAAGAGCUGCGUGAGCCCCCUGCGGCAGGACCCUCCGCGUGGCUUCUUUUUCCACCUCUGCCGCUUCUGCAACGUGGAGCUGCUGCUGCCGCCGCCGGCCUCCCCCCAGCAGCCGCGCCGCGGCUCCCCCUCCGCCCGGGCGCGCCUCUCGCUGGGCGCCCUGGCCGCCUUUGUCCUCGCCCUGCUGCUCGGCUCGGGGCCCGGGAGCUGGGCUGCCGGGGCCGCCCGGCUGCGGACCGUGCUGAGCGUGUGCUCGCACAGCCUCAGCCCCCUGUUCAGCAUCGCCUGUGCCUUCUUCUUCCUCACCUGCUUCCUGACCCGGAGCAAGCGGGGCCCCGGGCCGGGCCGGAGCGGCGGCGGCGGCGGCGGCGCCUGGUGGCUGCUGGCGCUGCCAGCCUGCUGUUACCUGGGGGACUUCUUGGCGUGGCAGGCGUGGACUUGGGCUUGGGGGCCCCCCGCCGCGGCCCAGCACACGCCCCCCGCGGUGGCGGGCAGGUUGUUCUCGGCGCUGAGCUGCGUGGGCUUGCUGACGCUCGCGCACCCGGCCAGGCUCCGGCACGGCAUCCUGGUGCUGCUCUUCUCCAGCUUCGUCUGGUGGGUCUCCUUCACCGGGCUCGGGUCGCUGCCCGCCGCCCUCAGGCCGCUGCUCGCCUGCCUGGUCGGGGACGCCGGCUGCCUGCUGGCCCUGGGCUUGGAUCACUUCUUCCAGAUCAGGGAAGCCCCUCAUCACCCUCGCUUGGCCAGUACCGCCGAGGACAAAGUGCCUGUGAUCAGACCCCGUAGGAGGUCCAGCUGCGUGUCGUUCGGAGAAACUUCGGCCGGUUACUCCGGCAGUUCCAAGAUGUUCAGGAGACCUUCGUUGCCUUGCAUUUCCCGCGAACAGAUGAUUCUUUGGGACUGGGACUUAAAGCAAUGGUAUAAACCUCAUUAUCAGAAUUCUGGAGGUGGAAGUGGAGUUGAUCUUUCAGUGCUAAAUGAGGCUCGCAAUAUGGUGUCAGACCUUCUGAUUGAUCCAACCCUUCCCCCACAAGUCAUUUCUUCCCUGCGGAGUAUCAGUUCCUUGAUGGGUGCUUUCUCAGGUUCCUGUAGGCCAAGGAUUAAUCCCCUCACACCAUUUCCUGGAUUUUACCCCUGCUCGGAAGUAGAGGACCCAGCUGAGAAAGGAGAUCGAAAACUUCACAAGGGACUACACAGUAGGAAUAGCUUACCAACUCCCCAGCUGAGGAGGAGCCCUGGAACUUCUGGUCUGCCACCUAUUGAACAGUCGUCAUCCCGGUGGGAACGCAGUAAUGGCAAAAGGCCACACCAAGAGUUUGGCAUUUCAAGUCAAGGAUCCUAUCUAAAUGGACCUUUAAGUUCAAAUCUACUGACAAUGCCGAAGCAAAGGUCAUCUUCCGUAUCCCUAACUCACCAUAUAGGUCUAAGAAGAGCUGGUGCUUUCCCCAGCCUGAGUCCUGUGAAUUCUCCCAGCCAUGGACCAGUCUCCUCUGGCACUCUAAUGAAUCGAUCACCUGUAGAAUUUCCUGCCACUGCCAGUUCUCUUACUAAGCCAGGUGUUAUUUUACACCGAUCUCUGGGCAGUGCACCCAAUUCACCAGAUUUUUAUCAGCAUGUUAGAAAUUCUGAUAGCAGUUUAUGUAACAGCUGUGGACAUCAAAUAUUGAAAUAUGUUUCAACAUCUGAAUCCGAAUCUGGUAUAGACUGCCACAGUGGAAAGUCAGGUGAUGAAGACAACACCGUUUCCUCAAAACAAUCAUUCAGCCUCACAGAAGUGCAACAUGAAGUGGAAACAGAGAACACAGACUGCAGAAAAUUAUUUUUGGAAGGUGAUACUCACCUAACAGAAGAGGCACAGAAUGAACAGCAACCAAAUAUUGAACAGGAAGCAUCACUGGACCUGAUUUUAAUAGAAGAUUAUGAUUCCUUAAUAGAGAAGAUGAGCAACUGGAAUUUUCAAAUAUUUGAAGUUGUUGAAAAAAUGGGAGAGAAAUCAGGAAGGAUCCUUAGUCAGGUUAUGUAUACCUUAUUUCAAGACACUGGUUUAUUGGAAAUAUUUAAAAUUCCCACUCUACAGUUCAUGAACUAUUUUCGUGCAUUAGAAAAUGGCUACCGAGACAUUCCUUAUCACAAUCGUAUACAUGCCACAGACGUCCUACAUGCAGUUUGGUAUCUGACAACCCGGCCAAUUCCUGGUUUACAGCAGAUCCACAAUGAUCAUGCAACAGGAAACGAAACAGAUUCGGAUGGUAGAAUGAACCCUGGGCAAAUUGCCUACAUUUCUUCGAGGAGCUGCUCUAUUCCAGAUGAGAGCUAUGGGUGCCUUUCUGCAAACAUUCCUGCACUGGAAUUGAUGGCUCUUUACGUGGCAGCUGCCAUGCAUGAUUACGAUCACCCAGGGCGGACAAAUGCAUUUCUAGUGGCUACAAAUGCCCCUCAGGCAGUUUUGUACAACGACAGAUCUGUUCUAGAAAAUCAUCAUGCCGCAUCAGCUUGGAAUCUAUAUCUUUCUCGCCCAGAGUACAACUUCCUUCUUAAUCUUGAUCACGUGGAAUUCAAGCGCUUUCGUUUUUUAGUCAUUGAAGCAAUCCUUGCCACAGAUCUUAAAAAGCAUUUUGAUUUCCUUGCUGAAUUCAAUGCCAAGGCCAAUGAUGUAAACAGUAACGGUAUAGAAUGGAGCAAUGAAAAUGAUCGCCUCUUGGUAUGCCAGGUGUGUAUCAAACUGGCAGAUAUAAACGGCCCAGCGAAAGUUCGGGACUUGCAUUUGAAAUGGACAGAAGGCAUCGUCAAUGAAUUUUAUGAGCAGGGAGAUGAAGAAGCUAACCUUGGUUUGCCCAUCAGUCCCUUCAUGGAUCGUUCUUCACCUCAACUAGCAAAACUCCAAGAAUCUUUCAUCACCCACAUAGUGGGGCCUCUGUGUAACUCCUACGAUGCUGCCGGCUUGCUGCCGGGUGAGUGGAUAGAAGCAGAAGAGGAUGAAGAUGCCGAAAGUUGUUAUGAUGAAGAAGAUGGUGAAGAAUUAGAUACAGAUGAUGAAGAAAUAGAAGACAACUUAAAUCCUAAACCACGAAGGAGGAAAGGCAGACGGCAAAUAUUUUGUCAGCUAAUGCACCACCUCACCGAAAACCACAAGAUAUGGAAGGAAAUCAUCGAGGAAGAAGAGAAAUGUAAAGCUGAUGGGAAUAAACUGCCGGUGGAGAAUUCUUCCUUACCUCAAGCAGAUGACAUUCAGGUCAUUGAAGAAGCAGAUGAAGAGGAGGAGAGACAGUUUGAAUAAAAGAAAAGACAUCUUCAAGAAGUCCCGAGGGCCAUGCCCAGGGUCAGAAGUCCUCGCCUGGCACUGACCAUGCGGACUCGCAGCCGACCGCUCCCAGGUGGACGGGCCUGAGGACCGCGAGAGGACCCUCGCUGCGCUGGCAGCUCCCCGGUCCUGUGCACUUGCCGCACACGGACACGGACCAGAAGAGUGUUCGUAGAGCGGGGCUUCCGUCGCUCGUGUUGCAAAGCUCUUCCUCGAUGCCUCCACUGGUAUCUACUUUGUCGUAAUAACGCUUUGCCAGGUAGUACGCUCUUACUUCCGUGAGGGGUAGCUAGAACUAAAAAUUCACGGGACCUCAGUUUCCAAGAUAGCCAGAACUUUUUGCUUUCAUGAAAACAUUUUCCACAUGUGUCUUUUAGGUCUUUGAAUGUGUGUGUCGGGGGGCAAGUCUGUGCCUGCCUAAAAAAGAACCCCGUGUUUGCCUUUCUGAGGGAUCCGUUCAAUGCAGUACACUGGCCAAUGCUGUUCUCCCAGCUAUGUUUAUCCGUGAAAGACUGAAUGACAUUUGUCAAACACGACAAAAUCCAGGCGCAUCAGUUUGAUGCUUUUCACCGUCGUGUGUUACCUUCUACGUGUGUUCUAGUUCUGCUCCGAGGAUUCAGGUUUGCCGUGGACAGCAGAAGUCUUAAUUCCAGUCUCACUGACUUCAUUCCGUGGUUGAAUUUUUAAAGCUGUUCAGGCUUAAAAAUGAAGGAAUUGUAUUGUUUAGUCAAAACUGUUCUUAGUACUCUUGCUCAGGAUUAGUAUUUUUCAAUAUUUAGUUAAUAUAAACAGACUUGUCAGAAGAAAAGAAUGGUCCUAAAGAUGUUAACUUUUUGUGAAGUGAGCAUUUUCUCUCAGAUCUCAUAAUUUGAGACUAAUUAAAGUGGAGGAAAAGGAGAGGUCUUUUGCCUUACUGCAAAAAUCAGACAAAGCUAAUCCUAUCGAAGAUAAAGAACAAAAGCACUGGUAGGAGUUCUAAAAGGCACAGUGAAUAAUCAGAAUAUGUGCUUAUCUCUAGAUCCAGAUCUUAGGUGUCAUGUUUAGUCACCGUAAAACUGAUGCUAAUCUUUGUUAAUUUCCUCCUGCCUCCAGACUACAUGACAGAAGUGACCUAUGACUACUUAGUACUUCGAGAGCCCAACUGCAAGUCUAAUUUUUAAGAAAGUAAAUGGUGGGAAGACUUAACUGCAAAGAAAAUGGUUAUUUACAAUAUUCAUGAACUCCUAGGGUACAGAUAGCAAGAUGGUAGACUACUUUGUUUUUUUAUUCUUGGAGACCAUAUUUUGGAUCCAUGUAGCUUUUGUAGACGGUAAAAACAUUAAUUUCCCAGGAUGAUUUAUUUACGUAUGAUGUCAGGCAGUUUCUUACCUACCUGGAAUAUUUGGCAUAUCUCAAAGAUAUUAAAGAUCUAUAGAAGUGUUGGAAGUUUUGAUCUUGUAUAAUAUUUAAUGAAUCACCAAGCUUUAUUUAUUAGACAUGUUGAGUGCUCAGUUCCUUCCUGCCACUUCUGCUACCACUGCCACAUGAUUUGUAACCUGGUCGCACAUUACUAAGUAAUAAAAUUUUAACUAAUUUAUUGAGUUUGCACUUACAAUGUAUAUAUCCUGUGCUUUUAUUUCUCUAGUGCACAUUUUUGCAUCCUAGGUAUACUUCUGCUAUUGCAAAGCCCAUGUGUAUAAAAUCACAUGUGCUUACAUGCUUAAUGAAACUCAGAUUUCCUUUCUAUUUUAUUAAAGUUUUGUAUUGGGGUUAAUGUAUAUAUUUUCUCAAAAGGAAUGUCUUAUUAAAAAUACUAUUACUGAGAACUCCUUUUUAAAUAACUUUUAAAUUAUUUAAUCUUUGCUAAAUAAUUGACAUGUUAAAAUAGCCCAAAGAAACCUAAAACAAAAUCAUAAAUUGUAAGAAAUGAAUGUGAUUAUAUUAAGUACAGUGCUAUGCUAUUAAAUGAAAUCUUACUUGAAAAAUUGCCACAAGCCAUAUUACAUAUCCUAUUUUGGUUACUACUGAAUCAGACUUUUAACUUUCAUCAUGAAUUUACUAUUGUUUUAAACUCACUGGUCUUAGAAAUCUUGUAGUGCUGUAAUAUAUUUAUGUGCUUAGUGAUACAUUCUUUCUCCAUAAAAAAAAUUUUUUAAAGUUAUUUCCUGAUUUGAAGGCUGUUUCCUGCUAUUCUUACUUUGUUGGUGCUGUUGACUUUUUCUGUUCUUAUAAGAAUCCUGUAAACUCUAGCACUGCUGAACUCAAAAAUUUCUUCUCUGUAGAUUGCAUCUCAUAGGAACAAACUUCACAAAAGAGAUGAAUAAAGCCAACUCUGGUUUCCUUA